Messenger RNA from Nilaparvata lugens (brown planthopper), 648 nucleotides. RefSeq lists its product as uncharacterized. The coding region runs from base 268 to 642 and encodes 124 amino acids. The record is from RefSeq and is a predicted model, not a curated record. NCBI's taxonomy places the organism in Eukaryota, Metazoa, Arthropoda, Insecta, Hemiptera, Delphacidae. The transcript is spliced from 2 exons.
UUUUCGGAAGGUAAAAGAGAAUAAAUUUCUUUUGACUUCUUCUCACUUGAUUGCCCACACUCCAUUAUAUUUUGUUGAAUAUUGUCUUAUUUUCGAUUUUAUUUGGCUAUAAUACCCAUGAUCUGUGAAUUAUUGAUUGAAUAAACAUUUUCGGAAGGUAGAAGAGAAGAAAUUUUAUUAGUUGAAGAAAAGCAAGCUUGAAGCCUAUUGCUGGCGGUGGUGAACAGGGUCAAGGAGGGGCUCAGCGAGAGCUUCGGAAGGAGAAGGAUGCGCAGUCAGAUAUGUUCAAUCUACCCUGAAUUGGCAAACUUCACGGAUUACAUUCAUCAUCAGGGUGACUUCACACUGGUGAAGUGGUUCCUGAAGGCUAGAACUGAGCUCAUCCGACUGAACAAAUACUCGUUUAGCCAGGCAGUGAAGAUUUGUUCAUUAUGCAACAUGAAAGAAGAAGAGGACGUGCCACACUUCAUUGCAAGAUGUCCCAUCCUUUCUGAAAUCCGGAGAAGACAACUGAACAACAGUAUCCUCACAACUCAGGAGCUGAAGUCAAGACUAAACGGGCAGGACUGGGAAGCUGUAGGCCGGUACUGCAAAGAAGCGUGGCAGUACAGAUACUCUCUUGUGCAGGAAUACAACUUUUGAAAAAAA